Messenger RNA from Belonocnema kinseyi, 381 nucleotides. RefSeq lists its product as uncharacterized. The coding region runs from base 4 to 381 and encodes 125 amino acids. The record is from RefSeq and is a predicted model, not a curated record. The transcript has 2 exons. Lineage: Eukaryota; Metazoa; Arthropoda; Insecta; Hymenoptera; Cynipidae.
AAAAUGAAGAUCUUUAUUAGCUUUCUAAUUCUUACAAUGGCGAUUUUCCUUGAUUCCGUUGCAUUCAAUACAAGUCGACUAACUGGUGGUUCUAGAGAAAGUUCUGACAUAAAUAUUCAUCAACACCCACCUGCACCUCCACCUCACCCAGAUCUUCCUCCUCCUCGAGAAGGAGAAGAAUACUUGCGUAUUGUUCCAGAGUAUAUAAAUUAUCCAGAUGGCAGUCGAGAUAUAAUAUAUAGAUUUUACGACUCACAAGGGACAUUUAUUCAGUCACGAACAACUCAUCGGCCACCUAGGGCCCCUCGGCUAAAUAGGCUACCACGGCCACGAGCACCAACUGGGCUAACUAGAGGUAUGUCACCACAAAACCACCACUAG